Messenger RNA from Nerophis lumbriciformis (worm pipefish), 438 nucleotides. The record is from RefSeq and is a predicted model, not a curated record. Lineage: Eukaryota; Metazoa; Chordata; Actinopteri; Syngnathiformes; Syngnathidae.
AUGAGUGAAGCCAGCAAACUGCGGGAGCAGAUCUCCGACAUUGCGCGAUCACUUUUCGACCGCGGCCUCACCAGCGGCGCCUCUGGCAAUAUCUCCGUCAGACUAAAAAACGGCUCGCUGCUGGUCACCCCAACCGGCAGCUCUUUUCGCGACCUUGACCCAGCAAGAAUUAGUGAAAUCGACGCUGGGGGAAAACUUGUAUCGGGAGAUGCACCCACCAAGGAAAUGGCGCUGCAUCAGGCUUUUUACGAUACCCGGUCGACCACUGGUGCGGUGGUGCAUCUGCAUUCCACCCACUGCGUCGCGCUUUCGGUGCUGCCCGAUAUCGAUCCUGAUAAUGUGCUGCCGGCGAUCACUGCUUACAGCGUGAUGCGCCUGGGAAAGUCAAACUACUACCCUAUUAUAUGCCUGGCGAUGCCGCAAUGGGCGAAGCAGUGA